Cylindrotheca closterium is the source of this 1350-nucleotide messenger RNA. The record is from the annotation of a GenBank genome assembly. Lineage: Eukaryota; Bacillariophyta; Bacillariophyceae; Bacillariales; Bacillariaceae.
AUGAUGAAUGCAAGCGCACGACCAGAAUACCUGAUCCUCGAGCCUGGCCCAAGGAAACACACCAAAGUGGUGCGUUCGGUAUCCAAGAACGACGACAUCAUCCCCAGGUUUGCAUUUCAACAUGUCUUUUGCGAGGAUCGGACCGAUUUAUUCAUUAGAGAAGGAAUCUCAACCAUUGAGAAGGGUGCCUUCUCCAAGGGAAGGUCUCUUGGUAACGUGCAUUGCCCCAAUUCAUUACAAGUAAUACAAAAGGACAGCUUUGCGGGCUGCAUGCUGCAUAUGCAAAGCAUCGAGCUUCCGCCACAUCCCAUCUCAUUUGGCAAUACAGUAUUCUCAGGAUGCAUCAAGCUGCGGAAUGUGGCCAUUCAUAAAGGCAGUCGACUGGGUCGGGGGGUAUUCAAAGGUUGCCACAAUCUGGAAAAGAUCUUUUCCUCUUCCGAAGAAAUGGUCUCGGCGCUGACAGACCGUUUUGAGAAGUUGCCACUCCACCAAUUAUGCUACUCCCACUCGUUCUCCUCCUUGAAAGAGACAAUUCAACAAAUGGAACAAGCCAUGAUAUCGUGUACUGAGGUUGCCACUAGUCAGCAAGAUUGCUUAGGAAUGACGCCUCUCCACAUCUUGUCCCACUCCACUGUUCAACACAUUUCACUUUACGAACUACUACUACAACGAGAUCCAUCAGGUCUUGUGGUGCCGGACAAAUGGGGCAGCUUGCCGAUUCACUACGCCCUUGAAAACCGGGCACCUCCCGAGAUCAUUCGGUACCUCCUGCGAGUACAUCGCCGUCUCAACCAACCAGUGGACUAUCGAUACUUUUUGCUGGUGCACGGGGCUGACUUUUUUGAGACUACCACAAUGGAAACCGUCCAAAUCAUUUUGGAAUCAGAGACAAUCGAAGAAAUCGACUGGUCACUCUGGAUUCACAGUUCCAAUUGCUCGGCAUCGAUUGGCAUCUUUCGAGAUGUCGUCAUGAGGAGCCUUCAGACAAGACUGGAUAAUCUGGAAUCCAACCAGUGGAAAGAAGAGAUUGUCGAAAAGAUCAAGAACAUUCCAAAAGACUGUUUGCAAAUGGCACCUUGGUCUUCUACACCAUACUCCCAGUAUCAACCCCUAUCGACUACUAUUUUGUCUUCUGGAAUUGAGCCAGUCGACCAAAUCGUAUCCAAACUUUCUUUGUAUGAAAAAAAGACAGUGUCGCACUUGCUGGAGUUGGCGGCUUGGAAGCUCAAGGUUGACACUGAAACGACUUCAGGCAACAUGCCAGCAGAAGAAGAAUCCCUUCGACAGAAUUGCCUGGUCCAUUGUGGAUCAGACUGUAUCAUUUCAAAUGUUUUGGCAUCAUCAUUUUAA